AUGUGUCGAUAUAUCUUCCACCACUAUACCCGCUGUGGCCACAUCGCCAACUUCGAUUUCCAUAGCUGCGUCGACGUCAUUAAUCUGCUGCGCGGAUUAUCCCAACCAGGCUCGGAUUUGACUGAACUGGCCUGUACCAACGUCAAGGUCGAACACAACUUGUGCUCCACCAAGAUAGAGGUCUACUGUCUGCAGUGUGAAAUUGACUUUCAGCGCUUGACCCAAGGCACUGAAGCAGCGGUUCAGAGCAUCCCAGACUACAUUUCUAUCGAAGGGCUCGAUAACUCGGGCCCCAUAAUCACCACCAAGAUGCAGUGGCAGGUUACCAAGUCCCGAAAGCGCGAUUUCACCGAGGCUUUUCUUGAUCUGGACCUCGAUGGCGACCCCAAGUCUGACAGCAGCAAUUGCACUACCGUCCGGUCGGACACUAUUGCCAAUGCGUCAACUCUCAGUUCCCCCGAGCUAUGGCAUGACUCUGUCGAUGUCCCGCUGGACGCCCAUGACAACGACGCUGCAAACGCAGACAAAGACGACUGCGGUCCCAACCCGGCCAAGAAACGUAAUGACUCCAUCUCUGAAGACUACGUGGUGAUCGGUACUGACAUCCUCACCACUCAGGCAGAACGACUUACUAGCGCAGCCAACGGCGAGGAAGAGUCGGACGAAGAUGACUUCUGCAGCCUGUGGUUGUCGGACUUCGACUCCGACUCGGGCGAUGGCGACACAGGAGACGCCACUGGGUCAAUUAAACGCCAGUUGGAAAGAUUCACUUUCCCAACCUACCGAUCUACACCUCGAAGCCCUGAUCUCCCUUGUUCACCGCAUACCCGUCCUCGUCCCGACCCGCUGCCUCUUUACGUUGGUUUUCCCGGCCAACCGCCGGAAAGGUCGCCUAGAACUCUCCGGCCUUCGUCUAGAGGGAAUUACCUCGAUGCGAGGACGGAGCUGCAGUCGCCUGUGUUUGAUGGGUUUCCGGGUAUUCUUCCAGAUGAGGAGGAGUUGGGACUGCAGUCGCCUGGUCUUGUGAGUUUCCCGCGUAUUGUGAUUGAAGAUGUUGAUGAGGAGGAGAAGGAGAAAGAGAACGAGAAAGAGAAGGUCGACGUGGGCAAAUCGACUGGUACGGUUCUCGGACCUCGUGGUGCGAGUUUGGCUUCCGGUUCGGGGUGUGCUGCUGCUGUGUUGAGAGGUUGGAAUAUUGCCAUGUCGAGGAAGUGA
Messenger RNA from Aspergillus novofumigatus IBT 16806, 1215 nucleotides. RefSeq lists its product as uncharacterized. NCBI's taxonomy places the organism in Eukaryota, Fungi, Ascomycota, Eurotiomycetes, Eurotiales, Aspergillaceae. The record is from RefSeq and is a predicted model, not a curated record. The transcript has a single exon. Bases 1 to 1215 code for a protein of 404 amino acids.